AUGACCAGCGGUGGCAACAAGCGGAAGCUGAGCGCCGGCACUGCCUUGCUUGGAGAGCCCACGGUCAUCCUCCUGGACGAGCCGUCCACUGGCAUGGACCCCGUGGCCCGGAGCCUGCUCUGGGGCACCGUCGCGAGGGCCUGCAAGUCUGGCAAGGCCACUGUCAUCACCUCUCACAGCAUGUAGAACUGUGAGGCCUUGUGCACCUGGCUGGCCAUCAUGGUGCAGCAUCAUUUCAAGUGCCUGGGCAGCCCACAGCACCUCAAGAGCAAGUUUGGCAGUGGCUACUCCUUACGGGCCAAGAUCUGGAGCGACAGGCAGCAGGAGGCCCUGGAAGAGUUCAAGGCAUUCAUGGACCUGACCUUCCCAGGUGUUUGGCAUUUUGGAGCAAGCCAAGAAAAAGUACAUGUUGGAAGACUACUCAGUCAACCAGAUCUCUCUGGAGGACAUCUUCCUGAGCUUCAUCUGCCCUGUGCCCCCCAACCAAGGGGAAAACAAACAAGCGAAGGCAGAACCAGCAGGCCCCGUUACCCUUUCCACCUCCCUCUCCACCUUCUUCCCAGCCUCCCUCCCUGCCUCCCUCCCAACCUCCCUCCCAGCCUCCCUCUCCACUUCUCACUCCACCUCCCACUCCAUCUUCCUCCCACCCUUUCUCCCAGCUUUCCUCCCAGCCUCCCUCCUGGCCUCCCACUCCACCUCCCUUCAGGUCUUCCUCCUGGUCUUCCUCCUGGCCUCCCUCACAGCCUCCCUCACCACUUCCCUCAAAGGCUGUCUUGCUGUAAUAAAGAGUUCCCAGUGCCAGGUUAGCCCAGGUGCACACAGCCUGCCAUGGGCUGCAAGGGUUACAGAGGCAACUUGAG
Molecule: messenger RNA, 860 nt
Organism: Mesoplodon densirostris (Blainville's beaked whale)
Lineage: Eukaryota; Metazoa; Chordata; Mammalia; Artiodactyla; Ziphiidae
Product: phospholipid-transporting ATPase ABCA3-like
Exons: 4
Biological process (GO): transmembrane transport; lipid transport
Cellular component (GO): intracellular membrane-bounded organelle; membrane
Molecular function (GO): lipid carrier activity; ABC-type transporter activity
Source: RefSeq, a predicted model, not a curated record